GAGGCCCCGCCCCUGCGUCCCGCGGGCGCCUUUGCCGCGGCCUGCGCUGGGCUCUGCUCUGCGUCCGCUGCGUGUGCAGGUAACAGCAGUGACCUCUUCCCAUACCAUCAUGGCCUCAUAGAAGGGCCCAGAUAAGAACUGGGAGAAGCAGCACCCAUAAAACAAGAUGGAGCAGGCAAAGUGCAGCCCCAAGGAAGAGGGCAAGACAGAGGAUGACAGUGAGGGGAAAGAUGACUGUGAUGAUGAUGAUGAUGAGAGUAAAGAUGACCAGGAUGAGGAAGUGGAGGAGGAGGGUGUGUUCAUUUUAGCCCACUCUGUGCCACUGAAGCAGUUGAUUCAAUGCCCUGUAUAUGGCGCUUCCACACGGCGCUCCAGCCUCAUUGCCCACACCAGUGAGAAGUCCUUCAGCUGUGCUGACUGUGGCAAGAGCUUCACACGGCGCUCACACCUCAUUAACCAUCACCGAACACACACUGGUGAGAAACCCUUCAGCUGUGCCGACUGUGGCAAGAGCUUCACACGGCAUUUUGGCCUCAUUGCCCACCGCCGUACCCACACUGGUGAGAAGCCUUUCAGCUGUGCUGACUGUGGCAAGAGCUUCACACGGCAUUUUAGCCUCAUUUCCCACCGCCGAGCCCACACUGGUGAGAAGCCCUUCAGCUGUGCUGACUGUGGCGAGAGCUUCACACUGCGGUUACAUCUCAUUAACCAUCACCAAACCCACACUGGUGAGAAACCCUUCAGUUGUGUUGACUGUGGUGAGAGCUUCACACAGCGUUCACACCUCGUUAACCACCACCGAAUCCACACUGGUGAGAGGCCUUUCAGCUGUACUGUCUGUGGCAAGAGUUUCACUCAGAAGUCUGCCCUCAUCCGGCACCACAGUGUCCACACCACUGAGAAGUCCUUCAGCUGCAAGGACUGUGGCAAGAGCUUCAAACACAGCGCAUAUCUCACCAUUCACCACCGCACCCACACUGGAGAGAAUCUCUUCCCCUGCGCAGAGUGUGGCAAGAGCUUCACCACGAGCUCUAAAUUCCUCCAACACCGACUCGUGCACAGCGGUGAGAAACCCUACACCUGCUCUGAUUGUGGCAAGAGCUUCACUCACAUCUCCACCCUUACUGUCCACCGCCAUGUCCACACUGGUGAGAGGCCCUUCACCUGCUCUGACUGUGGAAAGAGCUUCACCCAGAGAGGCAGUCUCAGUUACCACCGCCUCACCCACACUGGUGACCAACCCACACUGCAGGGCAAGCACAAUUAGACCCACCUCAGGUCUCUCAGGGUAAUUGUGCCCCCACCCUGAGAAGGCCUUUCCAGCAGAUUGAACCAAAAUUGCCUCUUUUUCACCUGCAUUUCUCAGUGACUGGGGGCUCCAGCAGGAAGAAAGACCUCCUGCUCUUCUGAGCACCAAUAUGUGCUGGUGAGAAUAAUUAUGGUGAUGAGUGGGAACAGCUGGAACUGCCACUGGAGCUGGGCUGAGCUUUGCCAGGAUUUGUCUGGUUCUUCCUCUAUUCUUUGUGUCUCCCUGGGGUGAAACCCCCUCUCUCCAGUGUUCAGUGAUGUCAAUAAAACCCCAAAGUGACCCAAA
Messenger RNA from Pogoniulus pusillus (Red-fronted tinkerbird), 1594 nucleotides. Its product is annotated as gastrula zinc finger protein XlCGF8.2DB-like. Bases 167 to 1267 code for a protein of 366 amino acids. NCBI's taxonomy places the organism in Eukaryota, Metazoa, Chordata, Aves, Piciformes, Lybiidae. The record is from RefSeq and is a predicted model, not a curated record. The transcript is spliced from 2 exons.